Messenger RNA from Didymosphaeria variabile, 1209 nucleotides. RefSeq lists its product as uncharacterized. Bases 1 to 1209 code for a protein of 402 amino acids. The record is from RefSeq and is a predicted model, not a curated record. Lineage: Eukaryota; Fungi; Ascomycota; Dothideomycetes; Pleosporales; Didymosphaeriaceae. The transcript has 2 exons.
AUGGACGGGACUAUGUCAGACGCAUGGGAGUCAGACGAUGAGUGGGGUCAUGUUGGAGUUCGUCGGUUGGCGGAAGCGCGACAAGCCAGACCUGAAAAAGAACGCGAGAUUAUCAUAAAAGCGGAGUCUUACUGGCAGACCAAAGCCACGGAACAGGAGCAGCAGAAAACUGCCAAUCAUGCUGCCUUGAUGGAGAGAUUGAGUAUGUCACUGCAUCCGAAUGACCACUUCACUGACGGAAGCAGCGAAGAGAUCGAGUACCAAUUCUCUGAUACCGACAUCUUGAAUCUGCAUCUCGAGACACUCAGUGGUGCACUUGAUGAGGCUGGAGUCCGCAUCAGACACUUACUCUUACCAACCGUGAACGGACGAGCUAUCAAGAGAAAGAGUCCUUCUAUUCAGCACUUGUUCACAGGGUUGACUUCAUUGUCCUUUGACUUGCACGACCCGGCGGAGAUGCUUAACGACUACGACGAACAGCCACCAUCGUUUCGUACCCUCAUACAGUGUACGCGACACACUUUAGAGAAGUUGCAGUUUUCAAGCCUUUUUGCCUUUAACAUGCAUCGCCCUCGCCGUGGAGAGCACCUGCUCGAGAAAUUAUGGGGCUAUGAACCAGGCAGCGGAACCGAGGCUUUUGUCUUCCCCAGGCUUAAACAACUGGAAUUAAUUAGCCUCGUGCUAUACACACCCUCCCUGAUUGCUUUUCUCAAAGCGCAACCCGCACUGGAGAAGGCGGUGUUUAAACAUAUUUACUUGCCUACCCGAGGCUACGGGUGGCCUGACGUUGCUGCCGCCUUACCACCGAGCUGUCACUCGUUGCAUCUGGACCAUUGCGGUGGUCAAACCACCCCCAGAGACGGUCCGGACCCACCGCCUGAUUCGAACAUAACUCACAGCGACAUCGAAAGAUUCCGUCCCUACAAGCACCCCUUUCCCGAAGCCUGUGGAUGGCGUGCCAGCAAGUCAUAUUUUGAGCGCGAGGCCGAGAAGUACGCCGUUCAACAUCACGGACCCCAAGGGAUACGCAUCGCUGAGCAGAUCGCCGCCGCACAAAGUAGUCUUUUGCACGGGGAGUCUGAUUCAGGCCCAUCCCUGGGCGAGCUACUAAAGCAAUCGAUGGACUUGGACAGAAGAACCACAUCGAAGAUCCAAAAGUUCAACGAGACUAUCAAAAGCCUGGACUAUGCGGAUUAUGAAAGACUUUGA